ACAGGUGACGAAUGCCGCAUCAUCUUGUUCGAAGAGCCGAUCGCAAAUAAAGCAAUCAAGGGGCACGUGAUCUGGAGUAAGGAGGUACCUAACGAGGGGAGUUGCCGUAUGAUGUGUUAUAUGGAGCCUAACUGUGUGUCCAUUAACGUGCGACCAUCACAAGGCGGAAAAUACAAAUGUGAGUUGAAUAACGCCACAGCUGAUGUAAUCUCCCUCGAAAACUGGGACACUGCCUACUAUCUGGCUGUUGAGGUAAACUGUAUUCUAGCUUAGUACAUUGAAGAAAACCUGAUAGACAAAGAAAAGAGAAAUCUUUCAGGGAAAAAAGAAGAAGGGCUUAAAGCAGACUUAACCCAAAUUUUCUGUCAAGUGGAGACCAGGCCAGUUCAUCCUCGAGCAAAGGUAUAGGGCGCUUUACGACUGGGUGUUUUGAACCAGAAACAGAUCAAUCUCUACAGCCAACAAGACCAACGUAAAAGAUGAGAAAUAAAUUAAUGUAAACGAGCACAAACUGCUUUGAGUGCACGCAGUCAAACGCACGCGUAAAAAAACGGCGACUAUCGUUUAAGCUUUAAUCUGAUCACAGGUGCCCAAGCUCCAGCUGUGAGAUGAUCAUCUUGCGAAAUAAGAGCCAUGGCGAAAUUAUAAGAGUUUGUAUGGGAAUAUUUACGACCGCUCUUAGGAAUAAAAAAUACGUAGUAAACCUAGAAAUGGAUAACUCGCUAAAAUGGGUUCUUUUCAACAUAAUAAACGGUCCGAUAGCAAGCGAUGCACUGUGGAAGUAAGGUGAGGUAUUUUUAUUAAGAAUUUGACUGUAUUUUUUAUUCCUAAGAGUGGUUGUAAAUAUUCGCAUACAAAUUCUAAGAAUUAUAAUUCGCCAUGACUCUUAUUUCGCAAGAUGAUUAACUCACAGCUGGAGCUUGGGCCGCCUGUGAUCUGAUUAGCUAGGACUGCCGUGGUAUGUGUUUUCUGGACCAAUCGCAAAGGGUAGUGAUGCAAGACCGUCGAAUCAGAGUCAUUUUCAUGUUCAUUGUUCUUUAAAGUUGUUUGACUUGUAAAUCAUAUUGCUUAAUUCUUCUUAGAAUCCCUGUCGUAGCAACCCAUGUUAUGAUGGCAGUACCUGUCAAGUUGGAUUCACAGGGAAAGGUUUUCGCUGCAUUUGCCCCAUUGGAUUCCCAUCAAUAAAAUGCUUCAAAGGUAUUGUUACAUGUUUUCUCUUACCGAAUACCUGAUAUUUUUUUGCUUCAAAACUAACUCUUAUAUAAGCUGGUCGAAGAGAAGUCAUCUUUCUUACUAUACAUACAAAAGAUUAGUUACAAUGAAAUAAAUGAUACCAGCUUUGACCUGCGGAAAAGGAAAGAGCUUUGCAAGUAAGCCACAACUGAUACGAUUGCGGUAAUUAAAGAAGCCUGGAAAAAUUCGGACUUCGACAGUAUUCAGGAGGCAUGGGUUCGAAUCUUGACGAAGUCUUCUUUCUUUUUUUCCGGCCUCUUAACUUUUCUCUAAUCGCUUUAACCGUGGCUUAUUUGCGAAGAUCAUUUCUUUGCCUGUGUAACAAGAUUAAAUUUUUCCCCAUGUCAGUCUAAGCGUUAAUAUUGGAACAAUAGUUUCCAGGAAAAAAUUUAGGGAAUGUAUUGAAACGCACACGAGUUAUUCAUAAAAACGUAUUUUUGAACAGAAUUAUUUAGUCCACCAAAAUGUGAAUAGUCAAUUACGACAUGUCAAUAUAAAUGACUCCCGAAGGGUUUCUUGCGGCAAAACAUCCUGGUCCUUGAAUUUCAAUUGCGUAAACAUCUCCUGGUUCAUUUGCACGUGGAGAUCUUUGCUAUCUGUCUGCGAAUUCAACUAGAAAGUGAAUGGAGAAAGAUCAAUAGGAGAAGAGGUGAAAGUGAAAAAGAAGCCUGGCUGUCAGCAGAAGAAGUUAACAAAUUCGAUCGUGGUUUAGGCAAUCUUGGCUGCUCGCAUUCGAUCAGCAAGUUUUUCCGCGCCGCUCUUAAGUUGAAAAAAGGUAGUUGAAAUCAAGACUUCCAUUCAACAGAAUAGAAUUAAUGGUCUGUCUCGAUAUGUUACCACGAGUUACCCGCAAAAUAAGUUUUCGCUGAGAGUCUUCUGAGACUCUGCAGGGCGCUUCUGUGAUUCAAUUAGUUUCUCAGAGUUUCUCAGUGUUGACAUAACUCGACGUGUGGUCACCCAAAGAUGUGAAUUGUUGGGAAAACUUUAGAAGCAAAAAGAACCAACGUAAUUCGUUUUUACGCGAAUGUGCCUUCUUUGAACGAUUUAAUAGGGUUAUAAACUUUACGUAUUUCCUUGAAGUUUGGUCCGAAGACUCCCAAGAUACCAACCUAAAAGACCAUAUGGGGGAAUUCCGUUUUUCAAAAUGAUCUCUUUCGGUGGCCUCCGACGCAAUGCGUAUUGUUAAAACUUUGAUCACAAACUUGACAGAUAAAUUGCAAAGUAACCGAGUAGAAUAUCGAAAAAUCCUCACAUGGUGUUGAAGACCAACCCCACACGAUUGAAACUGUGCAAACAUUUUUAUUUAUGCUAUCAGAUUUGAUACGCGAUUAAUUCUCUCAAAGAAACAUCGUCCAUUUGGAUUGGAUCAAGCUUAAAACGAAAUAGUUUUUGUCGAAUAGUGCAUUUUAUAACCUUCCCAUUAAUAUAUAGUUUAUGGUAAUUAUGCCUCAAAUAGCGCGUUAAAUCUUUUUUUUUUGUGAAGGGCAUCCGCGAAGGUGUACUGUAUCCUUAAUUGUGGUUAAGGAAUCUAACCGUAAACCUUUCUUCUUACUAUUAGCCAAAUCUUGCAGCGACGUGAAGAUGCUCGAUUCAACUGUGAAAACCGGCCCGUAUGUCAUUGACUCUGACGGUGAAGGAAAAUUGAAGCCAUUUAACGUCACGUGUAACAUGACCGACAAGGACGGUGUUGGCGUGACAGUCAUAAGUCACGAUAGCGAAAACAAAACACAAGUGGACAAAUGUAAAGACCGAGGCUGUUACUCACGUAACAUCUCCUAUACAGGAGCGAGCUUUCCUCAACUGGCGAGUCUCACCAGGGUUUCUAAGUACUGUGAACAGUUUAUAAAGUACGAGUGUAAAGCCUCAAAAAUAUUCGCUAAAAAAAUAUCCUCGAAGGCCCGAAACAGAUCUUACGCCUGGUGGAUGUCACGUGACUCCAUCAAAAUGACCUAUUGGGACGGAGCAGACGCUAAUAGUGAUAAGUGCGCAUGCGGGAUAGAACGCACUUGCGUAAACAGAACACUUCGAUGCAACUGUGAUACGAAUGACGAGGAAUGGCGCGAAGACAGUGGCCUCCUCACUAACAAGACGCAUUUGCCCGUCAGGCAGCUGAGGUUUGGAGAUACAAAUCGGAAUAAAGAGGAGGGUCACCAUACCUUAGGAAAGUUUAAGUGCUAUGGAAUUGCUUAG
Molecule: messenger RNA, 3423 nt
Organism: Pocillopora meandrina
Lineage: Eukaryota; Metazoa; Cnidaria; Anthozoa; Scleractinia; Pocilloporidae
Source: the annotation of a GenBank genome assembly